This is a messenger RNA of Didymodactylos carnosus, 1008 nucleotides long. The record is from the annotation of a GenBank genome assembly. Lineage: Eukaryota; Metazoa; Rotifera; Eurotatoria; Philodinida; Philodinidae.
AUGUCCCUUGCGAGUGACAUUAGAGAACAUCGGGAUAAGGAAGCGUUGGCGAGCGAAAGUGAUGGACGAUAUCGAGAAGGUCAGGAUAAAGAACUGGAGAAGGGAUACUAUGGACAAAGACAGGUGGCGGGAGAUGAUCAACAGGCAUGUACUAACCAGCUUGACACAUCAAAACCUCAAAAAGAUCCAACAACUAUUUCAUUAAGUUUAUGGACAAGUUCAUUUAUUGCUGUUGAACGUCUGUUAAUUGAAUGUUUUAAUUAUAGUUUGUAUCGAACACGAAAAUAUUCUUUUAUUUUUUCAAUGAUAUUAUUUAAUUUAAUUUUUUUAACACAUAUAACAGAGUUUAAACGACGUAAAUUAAAACCAGAUCCAAUAUCACCAAACAUUUAUAGAUGUACGUAUGAUCAUUUUGAAUGGUCCGAUGAAACGUGGGACAUAAUUGAUAGAAUAGGAAGACGAGAACAUUUACAUAUUGGUGUACCAUGUUUCUUACAUUUAAUAUCAACAAUAUCUAUACUAAUACAUAUUGUAAAACAUAAAAUUUAUAUAAAUGAAGCAGAAAAUCAAUUUUGCCAAGUAUUAUUAAUACAAGUAAAAAAACAUAAAGAUUUUUUUAUUCCACCAAUAUUAAUUAUUUUAUGUUCAUUACCACGUUUAUUAUUCGAAUUAAUUACACCUCGAGAUUGUCUCGAAUCCAAUAUGAAAUUUAAAUUACGAAUGUGUAUUGUAUUUCGUUAUAUUUAUUAUUUACCACAAACAAUACCAUUUUUUAUUUAUGUAUAUCCAUCAUCAGUUUAUAUGAAUCAAUUUCAUCGAACAAAAAUUGCAAUUUAUUUAUUUGAAAAAAACAAAACAGUUUUAUCUCAAAAAGAUAUUAUUCGAAAAGAAAAGAAGAUGGUCAAUUUAAAACUUUUUAGAUUCGCCACAGAAAUCAUGUGGACAAUCAGUUUGUACCGUGGAAUCAACAGUUGCGACCUGGCUUUAAGGGAAAGACUGAAAGGAUAG